GCGAGUUUUCGCGCUCAACGCUCUUCAUGCCGACGUUCAGUUCGGUUCUCGUAAUCGUGCCGUUCAACCAGGAGGUGGUUCAGUGGUCUUCCGACUUGUAUCGACUAACGUUCCGUCGCCGCUGAUCCCCUAAUAUCUCUUUCCUCUUCGUUCUCCACGUGUCUUCGCCUGAUCUCACCACCAUGUCGAGCGAGUUCCUCGGAAAGCGUUACAAGCUCUACAGCAGCAAGAAUUUCGACGAGUUCAUGAUCGCGCUUGGCGUGGGCAUCGUGACGCGUAAAAUGGGCAGCAGCGUCAGCCCCGUCGUCGAGCUGACGGAGAAUGACGGUCUGUACACCCUGAAGACGACCAGCCCCUUCAAAAACAGCGAAAUAAAAUUCAAACUUGGCGAGGAGUUCGACGAGGAGACCCCGGACGGUAGAAAGGUGAAGAGCGUCUGCACUCUGGAGGGUAACAAACUUGUGCAGGUGCAAAAGGGCGAAAAGGAAACUACGAUCGAGAGGGAAUUCUCGCCCACGGAGAUGGUAGCGACUAUGAAGGUCGAUGACAUUGUCUGCACAAGGGUAUACAAGCUUCAUGAAUAGGAAACAGUUACCAAAGUCCAAGGCGUGCACAACAUCACACAGAUGCUUCUAAAAGUGUUCCGAGAAAGUGUAAAUUAUUGUUUGAAAGCUUAUUUGAACGUAAAUAUGAGUGACGAUGUAUAAUAUUGGAUUACAUUUAUAAGCUAAAUAUUGUAAAAUUCAUGUCAAAGUGCAACUUAAAGAGUACAUACGUUUUUUACGAAAUUACACGUAUUUGAUACGUGUAUGCAUUUAUAAAAUGGAUGUAUCAAAUAACAAACAAUACAUAAAUUAGCCAUCUGUUGUACGCACAUUGUAUUUAUGUAUUAUGUAAUGAGAUGUAAUACCGUCAGCGAAUUAUGUUCCAUAUACAGCGGCAUAUCGCUGUAUUAUCCAUUCUACAAAUAAUGUUUGCUCUUUUUUUCUACGAAUAAUGAAAUACAAUUAAAAAUA
Molecule: messenger RNA, 1016 nt
Organism: Monomorium pharaonis (pharaoh ant)
Lineage: Eukaryota; Metazoa; Arthropoda; Insecta; Hymenoptera; Formicidae
Gene: fabp
Product: fatty acid-binding protein, muscle
Exons: 3
Coding region: 183-584 (133 amino acids)
Biological process (GO): fatty acid transport
Cellular component (GO): cytosol; nucleus
Molecular function (GO): fatty acid binding
Source: RefSeq, a predicted model, not a curated record